Messenger RNA from Herpailurus yagouaroundi (jaguarundi), 3321 nucleotides. It is a transcript of the gene CYP8B1, whose product is annotated as cytochrome P450 family 8 subfamily B member 1. Gene Ontology annotation, molecular function: heme binding; sterol 12-alpha-hydroxylase activity; iron ion binding. The transcript has a single exon. The record is from RefSeq and is a predicted model, not a curated record. Bases 75 to 1580 code for a protein of 501 amino acids. NCBI's taxonomy places the organism in Eukaryota, Metazoa, Chordata, Mammalia, Carnivora, Felidae.
UGUCAAGGCCUCUCAAAAGCUCUCUGGCACUUAGAGAACAGUGUGUCCAGAGCUCAACCUGGAAGAGCAUAGCCAUGGUGCUCUGGGGUCUGGUGCUGGGAACCCUGCUGGUGGCCGUGGUGGGGUGCCUGUGGCUGCUGGGGCUGUUCCGGCAACGCAGACCUCAGGAGCCCCCUCUGGAUAAGGGCUUCAUACCCUGGCUGGGCCAUGCCAUGGCUUUCCGGAAGAAUAUGUUUGAAUUUCUGAAGUAUAUGCGGGCCAAGCAUGGAGAUGUGUUCACAGUGCAGCUAGGGGGCCAGUACUUCACCUUUGUCAUGGACCCGCUCUCCUUUGGCUCCAUCCUCAAGGAUGCACAGAGAAAACUAGACUUUGUGAAAUAUGCAGAAAAACUGGUGUUAAAGGUAUUUGGCUACCGCUCCAUGCAGGGAGACCACCGGAUGAUACACUCUGCCAGCACCAAAUACCUCAUGGGGGAUGGCUUGGAGGAUCUCAACAAAACCAUGCUGGACAGCCUGUCCUUGGUUAUACUGGGGCCCACGGGCCAGAGUCUGGAUGCUGGUUGCUGGCGUGAAGACGGCCUCUUCCACUUCUGCUACAAUGUGUUGUUCAAGGCCGGCUACCUGAGCUUAUUUGGCUGUACGAAGAACCAGGAGCAGGACCUGCUACAGGCAGAGGAGUUAUUUGUCCAGUUCCGCAAGUUUGAUCUCUUGUUCCCCAGGUUUGUUUAUUCCUUGCUGGGGCCCUGGGAGUGGCUGGAAGUGGCCCGGCUCCAGCGGCUCUUCCACAGGAUGCUCUCCGUGAACCACAACCUUGAGAAGAAUGGCAUAAGCAACUGGAUCUCCUACAUGCUUCAGUGUCUGAGGGAGCAGGGAACGGCCCCAGCCAUGCAAGACAAGUUCAACUUCAUGAUGCUCUGGGCCUCUCAGGGGAACACGGGGCCUAAUUCUUUCUGGGCCCUUUUGUUCCUCCUAAAGCACCCGGAAGCCAUGCGUGCUGUGAGGGAGGAGGCUGCCCAAGUCCUAGGGGAGGCCAAGCUGAAGGCUAGGCAAUCCUUUGGCGUUGAGAUCAGCGCCCUGCACCACACGCCAGUGCUGGACAGCGUGAUGGAGGAGACGCUGAGGCUGGGAACUGCACCCACCCUCCUCAGAGUGGUGCACGGUGACCAUAUGCUGAAGAUGGCCAGUGGACAGGAGUACCUGCUCCGCAGUGGAGACAUCGUGGCCCUCUUCCCUUAUCUUUCAGUGCACAUGGAUCCUGACAUCCACCCGGAACCCACUGCCUUCAAAUACGAUCGCUUCCUCAACCCCAACGGUAGUCGCAAAGUGGACUUCUACAAGUCAGGCAAGAAGAUCCACCACUAUACCAUGCCGUGGGGCUCGGGUGUCUCCAUCUGCCCUGGGAGGUUCUUGGCCCUCAGUGAGAUGAAGCUUUUUGUCCUGCUCAUGGUCACAUACUUUGACCUGGAACUGGUGGAUCCUGAUACCCCUGUGCCACCUGUGGACCCCCGGCGCUGGGGCUUUGGCACCACACAGCCGAGCCGUGAGGUGCGGUUCCGCUACCGCCUGCGUCCUGCCAAGUGAGCUCCGCCAAGGGGGCCGCAGGCCUGGCCAGGGAGGCUCCCUUAGGGUCUCCGCCUCCUCUCACCCCUCUGAAGCCCCACCCUCGCCUCCGGUUCUGCGAUACCUCCUACCUGUGUCCUAGUCGCCUUCCUUGCUCUCUGGUUUUCCUCUAGCCACCUGAUGGGCUUAUCUUUCUCUCUUGAAACACCGUCUGUCACCGUGGGUUCCGCAGGACCUUCCUCUCAUAUGAAGUCCAGGGGAAUGGGGGGAAAUCUGGGGGAAACUUAGUUGGGGAAAUGAUGGCAUAGCUUGACGAGUCUUGCCGUACAGAAACCAGUCAUCAUGAGUAACACAGUGUCCUGCAAAUGUUAACCUCCACCCUCCCACCUCACUGUAUUAUCUUCCUCAAUGCUUACUCCACAUCCUGUGGAAUUCAGGUUCGUCCAAAGCAAUACGAGGCAAGCCACAUGUGUAAUUUUUAAUUUCCUAGUUGAUACAUUUUUUUAAAAGGUAAAAAGAAACAGGUGAAGUUAAUGUUUAUAAUAUACUUAGCCCAAUAGAUCAAAAAUAUUAGCAUUUCAAUAUGUCAAUAUAAGAACAUUAGUAAAAUAUGUAUUUUUUAGUAACAUUGGGACAAAAUAUAUAUAUAAAACAUUAGUAAAAAAAAAUAUAUAUAUAUAUAUAUUUUUUUUUAAUUUCUUUUUGUGUGUGUGUUGCCUUCAAAAUCUGGUAUGUACUUUUUACCCUUGCAGUGUAUCUCACUUCAGACUAGCCACAUUCUAGUGCUCACCAACCACAUGUGGCUAGUGGCUCCUGAAUUAGAUAGAGCGGGUCUGGAGAAACGCUGCCUUUCACAUAGGAGUUAUUCAAGCGGCACCCCCCCCCCCCCCCAGUGCCCUUGUCUCCCCUCCACACUCCCACCUCAGGGUGGUCUCAAUCCCACCUGUAGUCUCCACAACCACAGCUGAGUUCAGAGCUCUCUCCUACUUCCAGACCCUCAAUCUCCCCGCUGGGGUCCCACAGCACCUCUGACUCAGUUUGGCCCACACAGAACUCAGCAUCUGUCUCCCCACCUCUGUCCUGAACCACCUCCUUCUCCGGAUUACCCUACCUGCCUCUGCUCCGGACACCACCACCCGCCCCAUCCCCCAGGACAGAUCUGGGAGAAACCGGAUCUCCUCCCCACUCUCACCCACAAACAGUCAGGCCCCAGGUCUGUCAGUUCAACCCUCUGUCGUGCCCCCGAAACGGUCCUCUUUUCCCCAGCCCCACUGCCAUUCCUAUGACUCAGCACUCGGCACACCUGGCCUGCCUGGCCCUCGGCGCACCCAGCUGCCAGAGACCUUUCACCAGACCUUUUGCCUGUCAUACUUUCACUUUUCUGGUUCCCUGUCACCUCCUUGCACCUAACAUUUGAAUUUUGCCACAGUUGAUCCCAAAUGUUCAAUCCAGUGCAAUUCAGCCUUACCAACUUUCUCCAGUGGAACUGUCUGGAAAGUACAGUUGCUUGCUUUUUACUGCCAACCUGGAGGCCUUCCUGGAUCUCACCCAUUCCAGCCUCUGGCCAGAAAUGGGCUCCCUCCCCUGAGGUUCCCCUGACACAGCUUGUGUCCCAGCACAUCUGUUACUUGUUGUUGCUCUCUGUUUCCUGCUUUCCUCCUCCUGCCCCCUCCCCCGGACUGCAGCCCACAGGGCUUGGUAUCUUAUUACUUCAUCCCUGACCCCCAAUUCCCUAAAUGGAGAUUAAAUGAUAGAAAAUUGG